CGUAUAAUAAUAUUCUUUCCUCUCUGCUCAGGGACCCGCGUUAUCUCUCCUGCAGUAUCGCACCAUCCUCGAAAUUUCCCUCCUCUCUUCUUCUUCUUCUGAUCCAAACAAAAGCCACUCCGUUUAUAUACAACAACAACAACAACAAAAACGAAGUCAGUAGUUGAUCGGACAAUUUCAAUCUCUAUUAACAAACAAAUAAAUAAUCAUGAGUGCUAAGGUACAGGGGACGAGAACACGAGUAGGUAAGUACGAGUUAGGGAAGACCAUAGGUGAAGGCAGCUUUGCCAAGGUCAAGGUCGCUAAAAAUGUUGAAACCGGUGAUGUUGUUGCCAUUAAAAUUCUCGACCGUGAGCAAGUCCUCCGUCACAAGAUGGUCGAACAGUUAAAAAGAGAAAUAUCAACAAUGAAGCUGAUUAAACAUCCCAAUGUCAUCAAGAUUUUUGAGGUCAUGGCAAGCAAAACUAAGAUUUACAUUGUUAUCGAGUUUGUUGACGGAGGAGAGCUCUUUGACAAGAUUGCUAAGCAUGGGAGACUUAGAGAGGAUGAAGCCAGGAGAUAUUUCCAGCAGCUUAUUAAUGCCGUGGAUUACUGCCACAGUAGAGGCGUUUUCCAUAGAGAUCUGAAGCCUGAGAACCUUCUUCUUGAUUCACACGGUGUUCUUAAAGUCUCGGAUUUUGGAUUGAGUGCACUGUCACAACAAUUGCAGGGUGACGGGCUGCUUCACACUGCCUGUGGAACACCAAAUUAUGUCGCACCUGAGGUUCUCAAAGACAAAGGUUAUGAUGGCACAGCAUCUGAUGUAUGGUCUUGUGGGGUCAUUCUCUAUGUACUUAUGGCUGGAUACUUGCCUUUUGAUGAAACAAGUCUUAUGGCCUUAUACUUAAAAAUCUGCAGUGCUGAUUUCACUUUUCCAUCUUGGUUUUCAUCUGGUGCAAAGAAACUGAUAAAGCGUAUUCUUGACCCAGAGCCUCUUACAAGGAUAACAGUUGCUGAGAUUAUAGAAGAUGAAUGGUUCAAGAAAGGAUACAGGCCACCACAAUUCGAGCAGGAAGAGCAUGUAAAUGUAGAUGAUGUUGAUGCUGUUUUUAAUGAUUCGAAGGAACAUCUUGUUACAGAAAAGAAGAAGAAACCUGCAUCGAUGAAUGCAUUCGAGCUUAUUUCUAAGACACAGGGAUUUAGCCUUGAGAAUUUGUUCGGGAAGCAGGCAGGUGUUGUGAAACGAGAAACCCGUAUUGCUUCUCAUAGCCCCGCAAAUGAAAUUAUGUCUAGAAUUGAGGAAGCUGCAAAGCCUCUGGGGUUUAAUGUCGACAAACGAAACUACAAGAUGAAGCUGAAACGAGACAAAGGUGGGAGGAAGGGCCAACUCUCUGUAGCAACUGAGGUGUUUGAGGUAGCUCCCUCUUUGCACAUGGUGGAGCUCCGGAAAAUUGGUGGUGAUACGCUGGAGUUUCACAAUUUCUACAAGAGUUUCUCGUCAGGUUUAAAGGAUGUAGUCUGGAAAUCUGAUCAAACUAUAGAAGGAUUAAGGUCAUAGCAGAACCUUUCCUGCUGGGUCCAGUACUUUACUCAUUCUUGGUAUUUGUUUUAUAAAAGUUUUGAUCGGUUGGCGUGGUGGUAGGGAGAAUUGGAAUUGGAGCUCCCAAAAGAUGGACCCUUGUUCCUGCAACGCGCCCCCCCCCCCCCCCCCCCCCCCCCCCCCCCACACACACACACACACACACACACACACACACCGGCAAUUCAUCCUUUUCCCUCUUCUUUUUCGCUCACUCUGCAUUCAUUUCCUGACCUGAAUAAAUCGAGGUUUUUCAACUUGAUGAUGGUCCAUUCAAUGGGAGAAACCCACCAUUUGGAACGGAAGAAUUUAAAAGAUGGCUCUUGUGAGUUCCAAGAGGUUCUAUUUAAUGGAAUUUAUUGAAAUCUCUCAUCGGACCUGUUACCACUGAACCAGUGGUUUUCCUUCCCUCUUCCUCCUGUGUUUUUUCUCCGUGGUGGUUCAUAAAUCCAACAUCAGAGAAUUGAAAGUAAAAUCCCACAAGGAUUUCAAUCCCCAGUUGAAGAAAUCGAAAAUAGACGAUGAAAAGAAGAAAGCAUGUUUUAUAUGAUUUGGCUAAGGAAAUUUGUAAAAUAUAUGUUGCUUGGGCUUAUGAGUGCCAUAAGAAUUAAAUGUAAAAUAUACGAUGCCUGGGCAUAUGAGUGCAUAUUGUUUCCCGGGAAUCGGAAACAUCAACGUAAUUGUGAAGCCUGGUAUGCUGAGUUGCAAGCAAGGUCAUUAAAACCAUUUUUCCAACUAUGAUUUCGUAAAAUUGUGAGAUUUUAUAAACUAUAUUGUUCAUCCACAAA
Molecule: messenger RNA, 2346 nt
Organism: Populus nigra (black poplar)
Lineage: Eukaryota; Viridiplantae; Streptophyta; Magnoliopsida; Malpighiales; Salicaceae
Product: CBL-interacting serine/threonine-protein kinase 9-like
Exons: 15
Coding region: 209-1537 (442 amino acids)
Biological process (GO): protein phosphorylation; signal transduction
Molecular function (GO): ATP binding; protein kinase activity
Source: RefSeq, a predicted model, not a curated record